Molecule: messenger RNA, 3093 nt
Organism: Ostrea edulis (European flat oyster)
Lineage: Eukaryota; Metazoa; Mollusca; Bivalvia; Ostreida; Ostreidae
Exons: 7
Coding region: 135-3023 (962 amino acids)
Source: RefSeq, a predicted model, not a curated record
CAAGUGUCCGAUUCGCUUACUCUCAUCUACCCCUUGGCAGAUUUAGUCAAGUUUCUAAGCUUUCAAAAUAUCGCGCUUUGACUUUCCAGGGCAUCCAAUCAGAUCGCGCCAUACAUACACUUUCGGUUUCAGUAAUGGCGACCUCCAUGUCUAGCCCGUGUUGUCGCCUUUGCCAUGGAAUUUUGCCCAAAAAACAAAGACGAACGAUCUUUGGAGAAAGCUUUGGCGUGUAUGAUCAACUGCUAGAAAUAAUAGAUCAGAUUCCUCACCCAAAUGACGAAAAAGGGAAUUACAUCUGCGGUAUGUGUUGGAAUAAGCUAAACAGACUGGGUAAAAUCGAAUACGACAUAAAAACAAAGUUAGAAAAGUUAAAAUCUGAAAGGCAUGACUUGAUACGCGAUUUACGCUUGAAGCACAAGGGCGAUAUAAGCGUACAGCAAGUAUGUACACCUAAAUCCAAAAAACAUUUAAUUGUUCACUCGCCAACACCGAGGAAAGUAAAACAGCUGUUCACUGAAUCCAAGUCCACUCAGCUGACGGAUACUCCAACAUCAUCAUUGAAUCCCGUGACCGACGACAAAGACAGGAAGAAAGUGAACAUUCAGCUUUUCUCUCCCAGUAAAAUUAAGGUUGUAUACAGAGGUCCAAAAGAAAAGCUGAAAUCCAAAGUUAUCCCUGCUGGAGAUUCACAGAACAUCAUUAGAUGUAUUUCAAGGGGUGAAUCCCACCAGAAAACAUCCAAAGUAAUCUACAAUUCCACUUUACAAGACAAUAUCCAUAACUGUGUGAUCAAAGAUCUCAGAAAGGAACUGAACAAGCUUUCAUCUACCAAGACUAUGUCAUGUCUUAGAAAGACAUCAAGUGACAAGUUAGCCACGAUUAACUUCGAGUCAUGGAAUUUGGAGCUACAGUUACAUUCCCCAUUAUUGUAUAAGAUAAUAUCUGGUUUCUUCAAUCCCCAUAAUCAUGUUGCAGUGGCAGUGAUCGCUGCUGUUAUCCAAAAGAAUCGAGUUAUGCACAUGUCUGCCUUUCAUCAUGCAGUAACUCAAGUUUUGGAUAAUGGUGGAGCAACGGAUGAGUGCAUAAAUCUUCUCAACAAGUUGGGUCUUUGUUUGUCACCAUCUGCUGCGACAAAGAAGAAGUCUGAUUUGAUAGCAAGGCAAACUGACCACAUACAACGACUGAUGAUUUCAGAAAAGAAAGCCCUCGAAGAAAAUACAGGUGAGGAUUGCGUGCCGUCUGAAAUCAUUGGAGAUAAUUUCGACAUUAUGAAAAGUCCAUCUCAUAUGAGCAAAGAGAAGCAGCGACAAAGUUGGCAUUGGUUUUUAAUGGUUGGUUUGCAGAGAAGGGUUUUAAACCCUAACUUAAGUACAGAUGCCCCUGUUACAUCCAUAUCAGAAGCUGAGAACAGCAUAUUCAUUCCAAGUAUUGAAGAUUGCAGGUCCCUAGAAAAUAAUUUUGUUCACCAUAUUAUGAAGGUGUUGGUGAAAUAUUUUCCCUGCUUUCAAAAAUAUGGUCCAUAUAUUCCCAAGUGUAUUGAACAUUCUCGCAUGCAAGAAUUAUCCAAGAAAUCUGACUUUGUGAUAAUAGAUCUACUUGACAAAAGUGAAAAUAAAAAUGAAGAUAUGAUCAGUAUCUUGGAGCAUAUUCAUGAGAAUUAUGUCCCACAUACAGCUGAGGAACACUCACAUGUCAUCCGAAAGAAAGUAUUUGGGGGGGAUGUUCUUACAAAUGAAAGAGCAUAUUCUGCACAGUUAGCUAUGUUAAAUGGAGCUACAGAUUUUGAACAGAUAGCAGGUGUCAUACAUAGGCCAGAAGGACUGCAUAGAAUGAUGAAUCUAUGUCUGAUAUGUCAGAUUCUCUACCAGCAGUUUUACAAGGCUUCAUCUACCAAUGACCGGGGAACUCUUUCCCAGCUGAGAAACAUUGUUCAUCGAGUUGAUGUUAAAGGAGCAGAAAGAGUUAUCGAAAGUUACAGAGCACACUCUGCUUUCAUUGAUGAUUGCUUAGAUGCUUUCAUUGUUGGUGCCUGUAUGCAUCACUUGAAAAUGGAGAGCAUUGAAUGUGAACCACAGUCCAAACAGAUUCUCUUUGAGGCCAUCUCAUCAGAGGAUAAGAUGCAGUUCAUUACUAACAUCGCAUCAGAAAUACAGAAAAAGUACAUCAAUCUGGAAAACGAUUUUCACACCUUGGAACAUGCUUCUGAGAAACUGGAUAUGCAAGAGCAACAAAUCAAAGAUAUGUUUGAUGCCACUGAGGGAUUAUACCACUGUGUUGAUUGUCGGCGCCCAUACAAGAAGCAGGGACACCUUAAAAAUCAUCUUAAAAAAGAACAUGAUUGGGAAUUUCAUCAUCAAGAUCAAGAAGCUGGUGAAGAUCAUGAUCGAGUGGCCCUUUACAGAGCAUCAUUUAUGAAAUGUGCUCUUCUACUUAGAGACACAAGUGACGCUUAUAAAUUGGGUGAUGGAAAUAGAAUUAUGGACAAUUCCAAAUUUCAAAUGCUUCUCUCAGGGAUUGCACAUCAUACAAAAUACCAACUAUGGCUAUUCAGAUUUCUAGCAAACUAUCACUGCUUGCUAAGUCCAAGGGAAGCAUUUGAGUACAAAUGGAACUGCACAACAAAUAUGAAAGGUGGAUAUGGGCAUAACAUUCCGAAUGAUAACUUGGUAGAGAUUCUAGUCCAUCGACUUAAAUCAAAGUUGCAAUCGCAGGGAGCAAAUGUGACAUUUUCAAGUGCGCGGAAGGCAGCUUUGACUCUUCAAAUACAAGAUGAGAUCAAGGAAAAUUUAAUUGAGAAGUCUGGCAUGAAGAAAUCGGGGACCACUCGUUCAAGUACUUCAAUGGACAAAGACAUUGUACUUAUGGUGACUGAACUCUCUGCUGCCAGUGUGUUUGAUUACAUUCCUGGUAGAAAAUAUGACAAUUUCAAAAACUUUAAUGAUCUGUUUUCCAGAAUUAAUAUCCCAGAAUUACACAAAUGGUUAAGUAAACAAAAGGAGAGACUGUCUUAUGAAGCCAUUUAAAUACUGUACAUUGUAUAUGCAGUAUAGAUUGAUGUAAGUCAAAGCAACCAUAAUGAAAUGAAAAAAAAGA